Messenger RNA from Solanum stenotomum, 1410 nucleotides. RefSeq lists its product as uncharacterized. Lineage: Eukaryota; Viridiplantae; Streptophyta; Magnoliopsida; Solanales; Solanaceae. The record is from RefSeq and is a predicted model, not a curated record. The transcript is spliced from 3 exons. Bases 1 to 1410 code for a protein of 469 amino acids.
AUGUAUGAAGCUUGGAUGAAUGGGCAAGCUCCUCCAUCUUCGAUUCGGGAAUACCUGAAUGCGAAUAUGCCAUUCCUUAUCCAAGUAUCGACCAAUGAUCCAAUUUAUCCACUUGGAUUCGGCCCCUACACUAACGCAUCGAACGUCGCUGAAACUUUUACAGUGCGCCCCUUGAAUACACCUAUGAUGAGUAACCCGCUUUUUGUGCCAAUUGCGCCGACUAAUAGCACUUCAAAUCCAACAGUGGUGCCCAAAUCCAACAAUGAUCCUUCAUUCCAAGCUCUUCAUGACCGUGGCUACACCUCUGAAGAGGCCCUUAAAAUUCCAAGUUCUUAUCCCCAGACUCAUCAAUAUAGUUCCCCUUUCAAAAUUGAGAAGACAGUUAAGAAUGAGGAGCAUGAAGAAAUGGCUAAGAAAAUGAAGAGUUUGGAACAGAGUAUAAGAGAUAUGCAAAGACUUGGGGGCCACAAAGGCAUCUCAUUCAGUGAUUUGUGCAUAGACCCCAUAGCUCAUUUGAAGAGAUAUUGCAAUCAAUUGAGAGGUGCAGAGGGCAAAAAAGAGUUGCUCAUGGCCUAUUUUGGGGAAAGCCUAGUGGGAAUUGCGUUUGAAUGGUUCAUAGAUCAGGAUAUAGCCAACUGGCAUACGUGGGAUGAUUUGGCUCGAUGUUUUGUGCAACAAUUCCAAUAUAAUAUUGAUAUUGUGCCAGACCGCUCCUCACUUGCUGACAUGAGGAAGAAGACCACGGAAAAUUUCCGUGAAUAUGCCGUUAGAUGGAGGGAGCAAGCUGCUAGGGUUAAACCAUCAAUAAAGGAGUCAGAGAUGAUUGACGUUUUUCUCCAAGCCCAAGAACCUGAUUACUUUCAUUACUUGAUUUCUGCCGUCGGGAAGAUAUUCGCCGAAGUUAUCAAGGUUGGGGAAAUGGUGAAAAAUAGCAUCAAGUCUGGAAAGAUCGUAAGCCAAGCUGCUUUAAAAGCCACAACACAAGCGCUUCAAAAUGGUUCUGGAAAUAUUGGAGGGAAGAAAAGAAGGGAAGAUGUAGCCACCGUUGUAUCAGCACCUCGAACCUAUGCCCAAGAUAAUCAUACACAACACUACUUUCCUCCCCAAAUUCCACAAUAUCUUGUCCCAUAUCCUCAAUAUCCCAUUUUUAGCACACAACUAAUUGUUCCCCCUUCUUAUCCACAAUGGCGUGCACCACUUCCUCAAAAUCAUCCAUCACCCCCACCAAUUCACCAAAAUACAACUAGAAUUUCUUUUAGUCCUAGAAAAGAAUACAAGAAGGGAAAUGGAGCUAAAGAUGAGUUCACCCCUAUUGGAGAAUCAUAUGCUAGCUUGGCACAGAAUAGAAAGAUGCUGGUACUUGAAAAAGGCAAUUCAAGAUUUGAUCGAUACUUGUCGAAUUAUAGUUGA